Molecule: messenger RNA, 753 nt
Organism: Rotaria sordida
Lineage: Eukaryota; Metazoa; Rotifera; Eurotatoria; Philodinida; Philodinidae
Source: the annotation of a GenBank genome assembly
AUGCUGCUGAAAUUGAUUUUUGUCUUGAUUGCUGUUGUGCACACUGGUUUAUGUGAGCACGAAUCGGUGAAACGAUGUGCUCGAGCAGUCAGUGCUUGUCAUCUGACUCCGCAAGGCACUGAAGGACCCUAUUACUGGAAAUCUACCGUACGACGAAACAUUACCGAAGGUAAACCGGGCACCCCUCUUCGCCUCUUAAUAACCGUGUUAGAUUGGAGAACAUGUUCACCUGUUCCCAAUGCUGUCGUUGAUGUGUGGCAGUGUGAUGCCCUGGGAAUCUACUCGCACUUUAUCGGCGCUAGUAUGGGAUAUUUUGAGGCAAAAUCCGACAACACGACUUUCUUUCGAGGUACAUUAGUGAGUGAUCUAGAAGGCCGCGUUGUCUUUGAUACUAUUUAUCCAGGAUGGUACCGGGGCCGAGCUACACAUAUUCACAUCAAAGUACAUAUCGGUGCUAAUUUGACAAAUAUAGAUGGAGAAAUGUAUGCGACGGGUGGUCAUGUUUCGCACACAGGUCAAUUCUACUUCGAUGAUAAUCUCACUGAUAAAGUUGCUACAGUUGCUCCAUACAUGACAAACAACAUUCGACGAACCCGCAAUAAUGAAGAUGGAAUCUAUACUAGCGAAGAUGGAGCGUCGAUGAUUGCUCCAAUCCAGUUUCUCACCAACGAAUUCACUGGUGGAAUGAAGACAGAAGUCACAGUAGCCAUUGAUCCAACGGCUACGCCAGAACUGUUAGAUAAUAUUCCAUGA